This is a messenger RNA of Closterium sp. NIES-67, 3479 nucleotides long. NCBI's taxonomy places the organism in Eukaryota, Viridiplantae, Streptophyta, Zygnematophyceae, Desmidiales, Closteriaceae. The record is from the annotation of a GenBank genome assembly.
CGCGCCAUAGGCUGGUAGUUCCGCGCGCUUUGGUAGCAAGCAUGUGGCGGGGACGGAAGGAGCCUGCGCGAGAGCGCGCGGAGGCGGAGGAAUCGGCGGAGAGCAGCGACGGGGAGACGGAGGGGAGCCGCGUCGCGGAGAGCGACGCGGAGGACAGCGCAAGUGACGACGCUAGCGGCGGCGGCGGCGGCGGAAGUAACAGGAACGAUAUAGUACACGUGGGAGCGAGGAAUAAGCAGCGAGCGAGAAUGGGAAAGAAGUUGGGAGGGGAGGACCACUCUUUGAAUGACACGUAUGAGUCAGACAGGAGUGACGUGGAGGACGAUAAACACGGAGGAAAGCGGAUCAAAUCCACGUCAUCAGCGACACGUGGCAAGCCUCCCAUCCCCAGCAAGGUGCGGCUGCCUUGGCUGACGUGGCUUGCUCUGACUGGCUCGUAUCUCGUCGCACUGAUUCUCGCCUUCAGCGUGCUCCGCGCUACACUCCCCGCGCAUAAGGACCCGCUCGCCCCUUGCAAGCUCGCGCAUUCCGCCAAUACCUCCGCCAUUUCCGCCGCCGCGGCUGGCGGGAACCAAUGGCCGAACGCGACGUUUUCCCCAAAUGCCACGUGUCCCGUCCCGUGGCACCCAGCCGUGGACGUGCUGACGUGGCGGUGGUCCCCGCUAGCGGCGGCGGCGGCCGUGCUAGGAUUCAUGGUUUGCGCGCUGCGCGCAUUGGGGAGCGGACUGGGGGAAAUCGGCGCGCUGGAGGAGCGCCUGCGCGCCUUAGAAGGGGGAAGGGGCGGGCGCGGGGGAAGACUGGGGGAAGGCGGGGCGGAGGGGGAUGGUGGCGGAAGCGGAGGGGGAGGGGGUUCAGGGGGGGUUGGAGGGGUGUCUGGCUCGGAAGGAGGUUCGGAGGGAGGUUUGGGAGGGAGGGCGGUGGUGACAGCUGGCGGCAAGCUGGCAGUGUCGGUGGGGCGGAGCUCCCUCCUGGGGAUUCUGGUGCACGAGAUAAGGGCGCCGCUUAGAGGCUUGCUGGGGCUGCUCCAGCUGCUCCUCUCCUCCUCCCUCGAUGAAUCGCAGCGCGACAUGCUGGCAGCCAUCCAGGCCACGGCGCGCCACGUCAUCCACGUCGCCAACAACGUCGUCGACAGCUGGCGCAUCGAGAACCGCCGGAUCGCCGCCGCAUCGUCCGCCGCCGCCUCUUCCGCCGCCGCUGCACUGUUCCGAGGGGAAAGAGGCGGAGGGGGAGGGGGUGGGGGAGGGAAUGCAGGGCAGGCAAGGGGGCAAGGGCUGGGGCGAGGUGGAGCAGUGGGGAGAGGGGGGGCGGCGGCGAGUGUGGGGCUGGAGAGUGCGGUGUUUGACCUGCGGUCGCUGGUGGACGAGGUGGUGCUGCUCGUGGCGGGCGAGGCGAGGGAGAAAGGGCUCGAGCUAGCAGCGCUGGUGAUGGACUCCGUGCCCAAUGUGGUGGUGGGGGACCCCCUCAGGCUCAGACAGAUCCUCGGGAAUCUCAUGGCAGUGGCGGUGCGCCUCACAGACAGGGGCCACGUGUUUCUGGUUGUACGGCUGGCGCCGGAUGACGACGAGAUGCAGCGAAUGGCGGACCCCAACUCGCCCGACGGCAUGGAAGCCCCCAGCAGGGAGGCCCAGGCAGUGGAGGCAGAGAGAAUCGCCCGGGGGCGAGCAAGCCAGGCCAAGGGGGAGAGCCUGACUCUGAGUGGGCGGGCGGCGGCGGACGGCAGCAACAGCUGGGAGAGCAUCUGCCGCAUGAUCCGCGAGCAGGAGGCGCGGUUCCGUCGGCUCAUGGGGCCGCAGCGGGGGACAGGAGAAGGGGGGAUCGGGGGGGGAGGGGGAGCAGGGGGAGGGGACGGGGAGAGGGGUGGUGGGGGGGCAGGCGGGGGGAGAGGAGGCGGGAGAGGAGGUGGAGGAGGAAGGGGGGGAGGAGGGGAGAGCAGUGGGAGAGGGGGAGUGCGGCUGAUUUGCACGUUGGAGGACACGGGGGUGGGGCUGCCUGACGCUGUGUUCGAUGCCAUGGAGAUGCCCUUCCACCCGCUCUCGCUGCCGCUGCAGCAGCGCUUUGCGGCCGUGCCGCUGCUGCUCAACGUGGCUCAGAAUCUGGUCCAAGCCAUGCACGGUCGUCUCCUGGUUUACAGCCGCCCUGGCAUCGGCUCCACCUUCACCUUCGACCUCUCGCUCGCCCAGCCGCCCACCGGCCCGGCCUCUAGCCUGCUGCCACGUGUCUUCCACGCGGGCUUCGGGCCAAUCCCGGACGAGCAGCAGGCGGAGUGCCUGGCGCUGAGGGGGAAGCUCAGGGGGUUGAGGUGCCUGGCUGUGGACGGCCGACCCGUGAGGCAACAGGUCCUGGCCACCUGCAUGGCUCGCCUGGGCCUCAAGGUGGACCUCUCAGACAGUGUGUCUGCCGCUGCCCUGGCACUCAGGCAUGACGUCACCUCGCCUGCCGCCCCUGCUGCUGGUGGGGCGGGUGGUGCGGCCUCGGGUGCACACAGCAUGCUGGGCAUGGCUGUGACAGCCCCCCGGAAGAGCCGGUGGGAUGUAGUGGUGGUGGAUGCAGACAGCGAUGGGCCGUCCACGGGCCUGGCGCUGGGGCGCAUGGUGCAGCAGCUGCGGGAGCUGGAGGCGCAGCAGCGGGCCAUGGACCCCGUGGCCAUCACCCAGUCGCUGGCAUCGCUCGGCUGGGAGCAGCACUCCAACCUGCCGCUGCUGGUGCUCGUUUCCAAAGAUUCCAACGAGGCCUUGAAGGAGGAGGCGCAGAAGCUGGGCUUUGCUGGCCUCAUAGUGAAGCCGCUGCGAGCCGCUGACAUGGCGACCACUCUGCUGGAGACCCUCUCAUUCAACCCCCGAGACACCAGCGCCACGGCUGCCAGGCGCCGGCAGAUCCUGCUGCGACUGUGCCUCAAGGGCAAGCACGUGAUGAUAGUGGACCACAACUUCAUCGGCCGCAAGGCAGUGGCUGUCAUGCUUUCACGCUUUGCCGAUGUGGCCGUGGCAGUCGGCUCAGCUGCCGAGGCCCUCGCUCGCCUGCAGGCCGCCCCCUCGCUCGCUCCCUCUCAGGGGCAGGGGCAGAUGCAUGGCUCGGAUUUUCACCUGGUGCUUGUGAAUCUGCGCCUUGCUGACAUGUCAGGCUUCGCCCUCACCGAAGCUAUAAGGCGUAUAGAGGAGCAGCGCUAUAACGAGAACGUGGUGCACAUGGGCAGUGCAGCGCAACAUUCCCACAUACCCGUAGUGGGUCUGGUCAACGACGCCCUGCCUGAACUGGUGGCCAAGUGGAAAGAGGCAGGUAUGGAUGGCAUGCUCUCCAACCCCAUUGACGAGGCUCAACUACUUACUGUGGUUACUAAGCUAUUUAAGCCUGCUGACCCACACACAUAAAAUUAAAUGCCUGAAGAGUUCGAAUAUGUGUAGCUUGCUUCACGUAUGGUGUACAUUAAUGAGGAUUUUUCGCAUUCAGGUUUUUUUUUAAUGGACAAAACGACUCUGUAA